Molecule: messenger RNA, 2834 nt
Organism: Struthio camelus australis
Lineage: Eukaryota; Metazoa; Chordata; Aves; Struthioniformes; Struthionidae
Source: RefSeq, a predicted model, not a curated record
AGUUGGAUAUCUGACAUUAUUGUGGUGGUCUCUCCUGAGAAUAUUGAGACAAUGAAGACUAUCACUCAAAAGUAUGGCCACAAAAAAGUUACGGUAGUAAAAGGUGGAAUAACUCGUCACCGAUCAAUUUUUAAUGGACUGAAAGUAUUUGCUGAGAAUGAGUUUUCCAGCUGUCUGCUUCAGAAACCAGAAGUAGUGGUUAUCCAUGAUGCUGUGAGGCCAUUUGUUGAAGAAGAUAUUCUGUUAGAAGUGGUUAUGGCUGCUAAAGAAUAUGGGGCAGCAGGAGCAAUUCGUCCUCUAGUUUCUACUGUUAUCGCUUCUUCUGCAGAUGGCUGUUUAGACCACUCAUUAGAACGUGCCCGGUAUAGAGCAAGUGAAAUGCCUCAGGCUUUCUUGUUUGGUAUAAUCUAUCAAGCAUACCAACAGUGUACUGACCAUGACCUGGACUAUGGAACUGAAUGUUUGCAUCUAGCUCUGAAAUACUGUAAAAUAAAGGCCAAACUUAUUGAAGGAACAGCUGACCUCUGGAAGGUGACCUACAAGCGGGAUCUGUAUGCAGCUGAAUCAAUUAUUAAGGACAACCUAUCACAACAAAUUUGUGUUAUUACUGAUGUGAAGGAAGAUGUGGUGCAAGUUGGUUUUCUCCUUCAUGAAUCUCUGAAAAGCCAAAUAAAAGUUGAAGUUAUAUCGAUAUCUCUGUUCGAAAAUGAUAGCCAUCUACAGAACAUGUUUUCAGGACAGUGCUACAAUUUUAUUUACAUACAUGAUAAACAAUCUGCAUUUCAAGAAACCCAGCUACUAGUGGAUAUGUUGGAAAAAUCAAAUAUUCCUCUCUUAUACCCAGUUGUUCUUAUUUCGGUGCAUUUGAAUAGUUCAGAAAAUGUUUCUUGCAGCAUUGAGAUGGAAGAACUAACUAGGAUCAAGAAAUUUGCAAGGGAAGUGAAAAAGAAGAAUAUUUGGGUUUAUGGUCUUGUUAUCCACUACAAGGACCAUUUGCCACUUCAGGAGGUGGUAAAUUCUGCUGCGGCUCUUAUCAUGGCAGUAAUAAAGGACAGAAACCCUGAGCUGAUUGGUCAGCUUUUGGUAGCAUAAGAUCAUAAUCAUUUGUAGCUUUUAGAAACGUUUCUUUUCACCAUGCAUUCACCAAAGGUCUUGAAACAUAUUUUACCCUUUGAUGAAAACUCUGGAUUUAUGACAUUUACUAUUAAGAUCUUUUAACAACAUAUUUUUAUACUUAAAAUGCAAGUCUAUGUUGUGUAUAUAAGUGUAAAGUGAAAUAUAAAUCAUUCUGAGAUGCACUGGAUACAUACUUUGAGGAAUAAUACUGAAACAUUUUUUUAUGAGAUAUCGAUCAUUUAAAAAGGUGCACAGAGGACACCAAAGCAUUCAGUCGCUGUGCAGAAUUGGCUUUGACACCAUUGCACGUGUGUUGUACUCUAAGACUGUAUUGUGAAGUUUUGUUUAAGUUAAAAUAAUACUUAAGCACAACUCUUGUUCUUUACAUGAAAGUAUUUUAAAAUUGCUGCUAUACCUAUUAGUGAACGUAGUGUUUAUUAUGCAGAAUAGCCUUUCUGAUGUCAAUGUGAACACACAUUGCAAUAAGUGUUUGUAGGCUCAGGUUCCUUUAUAAAAUUAAGGGUAUCCUUGCCUCAAAGAAAAGAUGUGCAUAUGGAUAUUGAAAUGCUACAGCCCAAUUUUCUGCAUAAGGUAUGCUCUGAAUGGAGCACUUCUUAGAUGCUACACUUCUUUUAGUACCCAUGUACCACCGUUCAGAACUUGCUCUGAUACCACUACUGAGGUACCCUCAGUGCAUGUGUGUGUGGAUAUGUAUGUGCAUGUGCAUGCACAUGCUUAUGGAGAAGGCAAAAGACCAAAAAAUAUUUUCCAACCUAACCUGUAGGUUAUGGAGAAAUAAGAAGAUUCUUUUGGUCUUUUCUUCUACACGAUUGCAAUUUUCAUCUCGUGCUGGUUAGCAUGUAUAUGUAUGGAAGAAAACUGAGUGUUUUAAGUUCAGCUAUACACUACAUUGAUAUUUAAGUGCUGAAGGUUGGGACAGAAGGGUUAAAAUGAUGAAUGGUGCAUGAAAGCAUCUGUCCCUCCCUACGCAUCAGAUUUUUGGAAAUUACUGCACCUCUGCUACUUGCAAAGGGGCUAGGUUAAUGCCUUAAGUACCUGCAGUGACGGGAACAGGGACUUAGUGAAAUCUUUCCAUCAUGAGUGUUCCGUUCUGUUUAUAGAGAGAGAGCGAGCUGUCAGUUCAGCUGCCUGACCGCUGCCUUGUUCUCAUGAGUACGAUUUCUCAUAUCUGGUAGCUAGGCACAAAGCCAUGACAUUAGAGAAUUUGCUGACUACGUCCUCAUGGGUCCUAGAUGUAGAAUAUAAUUUAGCCAGUCUUAGCCAGAAAAAAGAAAUAGGCAGACCAAGUAAAGCAGAGAAUGUCUAUCUUGAUGGCAUUCAGAAUGGAUCCUUCUCCGUGCUAGGUAAACCUUCAAAAACCCAUCUAUGUCAAGUAAGGCUUCCAGUUUUGAUCAAGAAAUUUUUCUCUCUCCAAUAUCUAGCAAUGGCUGUGGAAAUUUCUUUCCUGCAGCUCAGCUCUUCAAGAGGACAGAGUGAGAAAAGCUCUGAGCAUCGUGGUUCGGUAACACAGGGUCUUUUGUGGCAGUACACACUGAAAGAGUUCCCCGUCUUCCAGCCCUACUUCUGCCGUGUUCCUCUCCCUGUGAUGCUCAGACAAAACUUAGUGAAGAGUAGGAUGAUCCAAGGCUGGUUUCUUUUUAUUGUUUUCCUGUGCUCUGCUCUGUUCCCCACUCCUCUUCCUUUCUUUUUUUCAUUCU